AUGGACUUUACUGCUGCUAAUCGAUCUCCAUUAAACACUAGCAAAACUAAAUAAAUGUAUACGUUCUCAAAGGCCAAACGAUGGGUUGAUCCCAAAGACAACGUUUGUCCUCCAAUUUAUCAGCUGCCAACUACAUUGAGCAAGAGAGCAGCUGGGAUCGGCUAUGGAAAGAAGAUGAACAUAACCCAAGAAACCAUUUCGCCUGCUCCCAAUUCCUAUUAGGUUCAGACUGUCAGAGAACAUGGAUGGACCAUGGGAUUGGGUAGAGAUCGAGCCAAUAAAUUUGAGAGCAUUUUCUUGGGAUUAGUUCAAAAGACACCAGGACCUGGAUCAUACAAUUUUAAAGAUCCCUAGUCAGCAGUUCGUUACAGCAUAAGACAACGAUUGCAAAGCAGAAGAAACAAGGACAGAAAACCCGGACCAGGCGAAUAUGAUUUACCAAGCAGCAUAAACAGUCGAGGCAAGUAUGCCCUCAGUUAAUAUCGAGAUUCAGGAGCUGUGAUACUCUCACCUCCCAGAGUCCAUUCGGACAGAAAACUAAGAGAUAGCACUCCAGGACCAGGGUCAUACAAAGAGACUGGUAACAUGGACCCUCUGGGUACUUACUUUUGCUCCAAAUUUGGGGCAAGCAGAUGCAACAAAUUCCCCAGAGCUUAACGCAUACUCUCAGAAAAUAGAGAGGGAUCACCUGGACCAGGACAAUAUAAAUUGCCAUCAGAUUUCGGAUUAUGA
Molecule: messenger RNA, 732 nt
Organism: Paramecium tetraurelia
Lineage: Eukaryota; Ciliophora; Oligohymenophorea; Peniculida; Parameciidae
Exons: 5
Source: RefSeq, a predicted model, not a curated record